AUGCCUGGCAUAUUUCCUCCGUUUGGGUUUACCAACUUCUUUAAUCUCAGAGACGGGCCCACGACGUUCCGCACGACAGACUGGCGCGGCCGAACAAGUGUCGUCACAGACUACAGCAAAAUCGCAUCCCGGAUCAUUUCUCAGGCAAAGGCGUCGCUUGGCCCCAGCAAAUAUUCUAGUCUCUAUUUGACACCCGCUGAGAACCUUACAUCCACGCGCACGCUCCACCCGGACUAUCCAUCAACAUAUCCGCCUGAGCGUCUCGGUGCGCUUCUCCGCUUGUCUCACAACACUGACAUCCCAAACCGUCCUUCCGCUCCGCCUCCCUCUUUCAGCCGAUCUCACCACUGCCUCGUAUCUAUCUCGCAUGUCUUGCUUCUGAGCCUUGCUUUUUCACUUGUCGUAGUUUUCUUCCUCUUUGUCAUUGGGUAUUGGGCCGUCAUCGCCGAACGCGGCGCAAAGCAAUUACAGAAAGUUCAACUUGAACAAUAUCACCAGGAUCGCAUACGAGAAGCGCGACUUCUCUGGGAACAGUUUAAUCCUCAGCACGGGGGGGCCUCCUACGGAACGAGGAGAGACAAGGAUUCGUCUCGUAAUAGUGUCGAAUACCCGCCUUCGUCUGCGGAUCCGCAGCGAGCAGGCAGUGCUGAACAGAGAAACCGGGACGAAGAGAAAUUGGAUCAAGGUCUACGGCAUCGAGCCAGUACAAAAAGAGACUUGAAUUCGUGGGGCUCGUGGGAGUCGUGGGAAAAGGUCUUGCAGGCAGAUAGAAACAAAAGUCACCGACAGCAACGGGACUGGGGAUUUGACGCCUCGCAGAAUCCGCAAAAUUUGCACAAUUCGCAAAAGCACCGAGGCGAGAGAGAAGAGGAUCAAUCCCAAAACGCACACGACCAAGAAGAAGACGCUUUUCGCAGAUUAUACCGCAAGUGGAUCAAGUCAGGCCGUCCAGCUGUCAAGGGUCUGCAGGGAAAUACGAGCGAUAGUAAUCCAGCCUUUGGAGACUGGGCUGCAUCCGCGCAAACGAGAACGCCUCCACAGCCAUUUCAACCUCCGGCGUCAGAAAUCAGGUCGGGAACAGGAUCAGUACCAAGAACGAGCUCGACGUGGGCGACAGUCACGGAUAUUACGGACGUAACUGACCUCCUUGACGCACAAUACCCAGACAUUAAGCCGCUCAAGGAAAGCCAAGAUCUGAAAAACGCCAAGAACUCGGACACUGACGAUCCGGUUGCCUGGAGUAGAAAGAUCGGUAGCUGGAUUGAGUGA
Xylona heveae TC161 is the source of this 1269-nucleotide messenger RNA. RefSeq lists its product as hypothetical. The transcript has a single exon. Lineage: Eukaryota; Fungi; Ascomycota; Xylonomycetes; Xylonales; Xylonaceae. Bases 1 to 1269 code for a protein of 422 amino acids. The record is from RefSeq and is a predicted model, not a curated record.